UUUAUUUUCACAGCUUUUUAAACUGGAGGAUAGCAGAACGGCAUGUCAGAGGAGCUUAAGGUGCUGCUGAAGGUGUGAGGAGCAGAUCUUACCAUGGAACGAUGGAUAUAUUUAUUCCCUUUGUUUGCCCUCUGCAAUAUUUGCAAGGCACAAGGCAAUACUACUCAACCAGUGUGCAUAUGCUCAUAUCCUGCCACCACAAUUACCUCAGCUUUCACCACUACAACUCCAUCUACAAGCACCAUGGCUAGUGUUGCAACCACUACCACUAAUGCAACAUCUACUGCUCUCUCACCCACAACUCUGACUACUACAACUCAAAUUACUAGUACUAGCAGUACGGUCCCAACAAGCACAACUGCUGCAGCAUCUACUGCAGCCUCAUCCACAACAACUACUGCAACUACAAGUAGUGCUACAACAACCACUGCAACAACAAUAUCUGCAUGUGCACAAGCAUCUGUGUCUAUUCAGCUGGUCCAAGUGUCUAGUGAUCAAAUCCAGCUCAUGCCUAUUGGUCAAAAUGGACCAACUGGAGCUCAGUUCAACGUGACACUGUCACAGAGCAAUUCAGUUGUAAAUUUUAGCACAACAACAUCAGGUUCUGUGGUCACUUUUCCCAGCCUGCUUCCUUCCACUCAAUAUAACAUCACUGUGAAGCAAUUGUCUUGUCCGAAUAGAAAUGAUACCAGCAACAAUGUCACCACAGAUGGAAAAGUAAUUGUUGCAGCAAUCAGGAUACAGCAAAAUUUUACUUCUGCUCUCAGCAAUACAAGCAGCCCAGAGUACAUAGACUUUCAAACUAGAUUCCUUGAAGAUCUGAUAAGUAAUUUGCCGGCUGAAAUGCAGGCCUUGAUUAAAGCGGGGAAAAUUCACAUUAACAUAAACGGUCUCAGGAACGGCAGUAUCAUCGUUGACUUUACCAUAGCCAUUAGUACAGCUGAUAAUGUGACGGCGAGCAACGUGUCAGAUUCAUUCUCCACCGCACUCAGCAACAGCACCGCCUACCCUGUCGACAUAACGUCCCUCAAUUUUACAGUGCAAAAUGCAUGUGAUCCUUCAGUAAAUCCGUGUUCUGUUUAUGCCAACUGUACGUCCCUCAAUGGAACAGCCACCUGCCAGUGUAGGUCUGGGUUUAAUGACACCAGUCCAAAUGUUCCCGGAAAAACCUGUGUAGAUGUAGAUGAGUGUUCUGCUAAUUCCAGCAUUUGCUCAAGUCUAGCAACUUGCACCAACACCAUAGGAAGUUAUCAGUGCCAGUGCCAACCUGGAACACAAGAUGGAAACCCUUCAAACCCUGGACAACAAUGCAGUAUGGUCACAAAUACAACAACUGCUGCAGCAUCUACUGCUUCCUCAGCCACAACAACUACUACAGCUCAGCCUACAAGCACCACUUCUACUGUUCCAACAACCACUGCAACUCCAACUACUGCAGCUCAGCCUACAAGCACCACUUCUACUGUUCCAACAACCACUGCUUCCUCAGCCGCAACAACCACUGCAACUCCAACUACUACAGCUCAGCCUACAAGCACCACUUCUACUGUUCCAACAUCUACUGCUUCCUCAGCCGCAACAACCACUGCAACUCCAACUACUACAGCUCAGCCUACAAGCACCACUUCUACUGUUCCAACAUCUACUGCUUCCUCAGCCGCAACAACCACUGCAACUCCAACUACUACAGCUCAGCCUACAAGCACCACUUCUACUGUUCCAACAUCGACUUCUUCCUCAGCUGCAACAACCACUGCAACUCCAACUACUACAGCUCAGCCUACUAGCACCACUUCUACUGUUCCAACAUCUACUGCUUCUUCAGCCGCAACAACCACUGCAACUCCAACAACUACAGCUCAGCCUACAAGCACCACUUCUUCUGUUCCAACAUCUACUGCUUCCUCAGCCGCAACAACCACUGCAACUCCAACUACUACAGCUCAGCCUACAAGCACCACUUCUACUGUUCCAACAUCUACUGCUUCCUCAGCUGCAACAACCACUGCAACUCCAACUACUACAGCUCAGCCUACUAGCACCACUUCUACUGUUCCAACAUCUACUGCUUCCUCAGCCACAACAACCACUGCAACUCCAACUACUACAGCUCAGCCUACAAGCACCACUUCUACUGUUCCAACAUCUACUGCUUCCUCAGCCGCAACAACCACUGCAACUCCAACUACUACAGCUCAGCCUACAAGCACCACUUCUACUGUUCCAACAUCUACUGCUUCCUCAGCCGCAACAACCACUGCAACUCCAACUACUACAGCUCAGCCUACAAGCACCACUUCUACUGUUCCAACAUCUACUGCUUCCUCAGCCGCAACAACCACUGCAACUCCAACUACUACAGCUCAGUCUACAAGCACCACUACUUCUGUUCCAACAACUACUUCAUCUAUUACAACAUCUACUACCUCCUCAGCCACAACAACUACUACAACACCGACUACUACAGCUCAGCCUACAAGCACUACAUCUUCUGUUCCAACAACUACUUCAUCUAUUCCAACAUCUACUGCUUCCUCAGCCACAACAACUACUACAACACCAGCUACUACAGCUCAGCCUACAAGCACCACUUCUUCCGUUCCAACAACUAUUUCCUCUGCUCAAACAUCAACUGCUUCCUCAGCCACAACUACUAUAACACCAACCACUACAGCUCAGCUUACAAGCACCACAUCUUCUGUUCCAACAACAACUUCAUCUGUUCAAACAUCUACUGCUUCCACAGCCACAACAACUACUACAACACUGACUACUACAGCUCAGCCUACAAGCACCACUUCUUCUAUACCAACAACUACUUCAUCCACUGCCACAUCUACUGCUUCCCCAGCCACAACUACUACAACACCGACUACUACAGCUCAGUCUACAAGCACCACUUCUUCUGUUCCAACUACAACUAGUACUGCAACAACCACUGCAACAACCACCACAACAACGUUAUCUGCAUGCGCACAAGCAACUGUGUCUAUUCAGCUGGUCCAAGUGUCUAAUGAUCAAAUCCAGCUCAGGCCUAUUGGUCAAAAUGGACCAAAUGGAGCUCAGUUCAACGUGACAUUGUCACGGAGCAAUUCAGUUGUAAAUGUUAGCACAACAACAUCAGGUUCCGUGGUCAUAUUUUCCAGCCUGCUUCCUUCCACUCAAUAUAGCAUUGCCGUGAAGCAACUAUCUUGUCCAAGCAGAGCUGAUAGCAUCAACAAUGUUACCACAGAUGGAAAAGUAUUUGUUGCAGCAAUCAGGAUACAGCAAAAUUUUACUUCUGCUCUCAGCAAUACAAGCAGCCCGGAGUACACAGACUUUCAAACUAGAUUCCUUGAAGAUCUGAGAAGUAAUUUGCCGGCUGAAAUGCAGGCCUUGAUCAAAGCAGGGAAAAUGCGCAUUAACAUAAACGGUCUCAGGAAUGGAAGUAUCAUCGUUGACUUUACCAUAGCCAUUAGUACAGCUGAUAAUGUGACGGUGAGCAACGUGUCAGAUUCAUUCUCCACCGCACUCAGCAACAGCACCGCCUACCCUGUCGACAUAACGUCCCUCAAAUUAGCAGUACAAGAUCCGUGUGAUCCUUCAGUAACUCAAUGUUCUGCUUAUGCCAACUGUACGUCCCUCAAUGGAACACCCAUCUGCCAGUGUAGGUCUGGGUUUAAUGACACCAGUCCAAGUGUUCCUGGAAGAACCUGUGUAGAUGUAGAUGAGUGUUCUGCUAAUUCCAGCAUUUGCUCAAGUCUAGCAAACUGCACCAACACCAUAGGAAGUUAUCAGUGCCAGUGCCAACCUGGAACACAAGAUGGAAACCCUUCAAACCCUGGCCAACAAUGUACUAUGGUCACAAAUACAACAACUGCUGCAGCAUCUACUGCUCCCUCAACAACAGCUGCUACUGCACCAGUGAAUACUACAACUCUACCUCCCAACAAUUCCACUGUAGUCACAAAUACGUCUGCUGCAACAUCUACCACACCAUCAUCCAAUGCAACUACUGUAGCAAUGAAUACUACAACUUUACCUCCAAGCAACACCACUACAGUAGCAAAUACAUCUGCUGCAAACGCCACCACUCCUUCAUCUAACACAACUACUGUAGCAAUGAAUACUACAACUCUACCUCCAAGCAACACCACUACAGUAGCAAAUACAACUGCUGCAAACACCACCACUCCUUCAUCUAACGCAACUACUGUAGCAAUGAAUACUACAACUCUACCUCCAAGCAACACCACUACAGUAGCAAAUACAUCUACUGCAAACUCCACCACUCCUUCAUCUAACACAACUACUGUAGCAAUGAAUACUACAACUCUACCUCCAAGCAACACCACUACAGUAGCAAAUACAUCUGCUGCAAACUCCACCACUCCUUCAUCUAACACAACUACUGUAGCAAUGAAUACUACAACUCUACCUCCAAGCAACACCACUACAGUAGCAAAUACAACUGCUGCAAACACCACCACUCCUUCAUCUAACACAACUACUGUAGCAAUGAAUACUACAACUCUACCUCCAAGCAACACCACUACAGUAGCAAAUACAUCUACUGCAAACUCCUCCACUCCUUCAUCUAACACAACUACUGUAGCAAUGAAUACUACAACUCUACCUCCAAGCAACACCACUACAGUAGCAAAUACAACUGCUGCAAACACCACCACUCCUUCAUCUAACACAACUACUGUAGCAAUGAAUACUACAACUCUACCUCCAAGCAACACCACUACAGUAGCAAAUACAACUGCUGCAAACGCCACCACUCCUUCAUCUAACACAACUACUGUAGCAAUGAAUACUACAACUCUACCUCCAAGCAACACCACUACAGUAGCAAAUACAACUGCUGCAAACUCCACCACUCCUUCAUCUAACACAACUACUGUAGCAAUGAAUACUACAACUCUACCUCCAAGCAACACCACUACAGUAGCAAAUACAACUGCUGCAAACUCCACCACUCCUUCAUCUAACACAACUACUUUAGCAAUGAAUACUACAACUCUACCUCCAAGCAACACCACUACAGUAGCAAAUACAACUGCUGCAAACUCCACCACUCCUUCAUCUAACACAACUACUGUAGCAAUGAAUACUACAACUGUACCUCCAAGCAACACCACUACAGCAGCAAAUACAUCUGCUGCUACCACUCCCUCAUCCAACACAACUACUGUAGCUACUGCAGUCACAAAUACAUCCACUGCUCCCUUAUCCACAACUACUACAUCACUGAAUAAUACAACUCAGCUUACAAAUACAACUACUACAAUCCCCACAUCUUCAACGGCAACAUCUGCUACUACCGCAGUCUCAACACAGACCACAACCAGCACAUCAACAAUCACUCUCACUUCCACUACAGCGACCACCACAAUAAAUUCUGCAUGUGCACAAGCAACCGUAUCUAUUCAGCUUUUAAAAGUGUCCAGUGAUGAAAUCCAGCUCGUGCCUAUUGGUCAAAAUGGACCGGCAGGAGCUCAGUUCAAUGUGACGCUGUCACAGAGCAACUCAGUUCUAGACGUUAAAACAACUUCUGGUUCCACUGUCGUAUUUUCCACACUGUCUCCUUCCAAUCAAUAUGACAUCAUUGUGAAGCAACUGUCUUGUCCAAACAGAGCUGAUACUACCAGCAGUGUUACCACCGAUGGAAAAUUAUUUGCUGUAGAAGUUCGGAUAAAAAAUACUCAAUUUACUACUGAAAUGAGCAAUAAAAGCAGCAAAGCUUACAAAGAUUUUGAAGCUAACUUCACGGCAGAUAUAAAGAAUAACUUGCCGUCGGACACUAAGACCUUGUUUAAUACUGGGAAAAUGCGCAUUUUUCUGAACAGUCUUAAGAACGGAAGCAUCAUCGCCGACUUUUCCAUAGCCACAAAUACGGCGGAUAACCUGACGCUGACCAACGUGACUCAGUCUUUCAAAAGUGCACUCGACAACAGCUCUACUUUUACUGUUGACCCAGCCUCUUACACGUUUAAAGUGCAAAACGCUUGUGAUGCUUCAGUAAAUCCAUGUUCUGCAAAUGCCACCUGCACUUCCCUCAUUGGAGUAGCCAGCUGCCAGUGCAAUUCUGGUUUUAAUGACACCAGUCCAAGUGUUCCUGGAAAAACCUGUGUUGAUAUAGAUGAGUGUGCCGCCAGUCCCAGCCCUUGCCCAGCUCUAACCUUCUGCACCAACACCAUAGGAAGUUAUCAGUGCCAGUGUUUGCCUGGGAUACUAGAUGGAAACUCUUCAAAGCCUGGCCAACAAUGUAUUGACCCAACGUCAUGCUUUAACAGCUCCACAGUCUGCUCCCAGAACACCACCUGCCUCGACACCAGAGACACCAUUUGUACAAAUAAAAAAGUCAUUCCUUCCGCGAUAAAGUUCAACAGUUGGACAUUUACUACAGACCUGUACAACCGCUCCAGUGCCAGCUAUGCCAAUACAUCAGCACAGUUCACAGGGAGUGUGGUAAGUGCGAUGAGAGUGGCGCUAAGUGACAGCACCUUCAAUAUCACCGUGGUUGGCUUCAGACCUGGAAGUGUCAUCGCCUACUUUAUGUGUACAACUAAUUUGACCACUCUCGAUACAAACGCAAUGCAGGCCAAUCUCACCAAUGUAACAAAGGCCCUGAUAUCCAGUAAUAUUACAAACCUGUUCCAAAAUGCUUGUGAUCCUUCAGUAAAUCCAUGUUCUGUAAAUUCCACCUGCACAUUCCUCAAUGGAACAGUCUCCUGCCAGUGCAAAUCAGGGUUUAAUGAUACCAAUCCAAGUCUUCCUGGAAGAAACUGCAUAGAUAUAGAUGAGUGUGCUGCCAGUACCAGCCCUUGCUCAAAUCUUGCCUCCUGCACCAACACCAUAGGAAGUUUUCAGUGCCAGUGCUACCCUGGCAUACAAGAUGGAAACUCUUCAAAUCCUGGGAAACAAUGUAUAGACGCAGCAGUAUGCUUUAACAGCACCACACUGUGCUCCAGCAAUAGCACUUGCCUCGACUCCAAAGACACCAUAUGUGCAAAUAAAAAAGUCAUUCCUUCCGCGAUAAAGUUCAAUGACUGGACCUUUACUACAGACCUGUACAACCAAUCCAGCGCCGCCUACGCCAGCAGAGCAGCUCAGUUCACAGGGAGUGUGGUAAGUGCCAUGAGAGUGAAGCUAAGUGACAGCACCUUCAAUAUCACCGUGGUUGGCUUCAGACCUGGAAGUGUCAUCGCCUACUUUAUAUCCACAACUCAGUCGUCCACUCUUGAUACCAACACGAUCCAGGCUGCUCUCACCGAUGUAGUGAAGCUCUUGAUAUCCAGUAACAUUACUAAUAUGGUGAUUCUAAAUACUGAUGCAUCAAGCAGUUCAGACCCAUACUACGGCUGGAGAACAGCCAUUAUUGUCAUUGGUGUGUUUUUGGGAGUCGCUGUGCUCUUGGCUGCGGUGAUUGGCUUAGUAUGUUAUCACUCCAGGCACAGAUUCGGCAGGUACAAACCCAGCGUUAACAGUAGCGACAUUAUCCAGAGAUACUCCACUCACUAAUUUAUAAGGGAUUCUCCUUCUACCCCUGCCUAAAUGUAUUUAUUUCUGUAUCACUAUUUUGAAUUAUACUCAAUCCGAUAUAAUAAUUUUAUCAUUUUUUUCUAUAUUUUUUUUAAUAUGCUAAUUUUUGCUCUGCACUCUAUACGCCGUGAAUGUAUUACAGACAAAUAAAAUGUUACUCACA
Messenger RNA from Xenopus laevis (African clawed frog), 7693 nucleotides. RefSeq names its product serine-rich adhesin for platelets. The record is from RefSeq and is a predicted model, not a curated record. The transcript is spliced from 26 exons. Lineage: Eukaryota; Metazoa; Chordata; Amphibia; Anura; Pipidae. The coding region runs from base 94 to 7509 and encodes 2471 amino acids.